Camellia sinensis is the source of this 384-nucleotide messenger RNA. The record is from RefSeq and is a predicted model, not a curated record. Lineage: Eukaryota; Viridiplantae; Streptophyta; Magnoliopsida; Ericales; Theaceae.
AUGGCUGACAGGCUAGUUGGAGAAGGGAUUGAAGGAGUUCUAAGAGCUGUUCUUUUGGGCAUGGGCAUUGUAGAGAGGAAUAUGCUUUUGCAGUGGGAUAGCUAUUGUGGUGCAAUUAUUUUCUGGGAAGCAAACGAGGUAUAUGCAGAGCAAAUGAGGGGGGUGAUGGAGAAGUUGUUCAAGUGGUUGUCAUUAGGGAUUGGGCUAGAAAGGGAUGAGUUCAACAAGGAGCUGGGUGGGGAUGAGGUGGUAUACCUUAUGAAGAUCAAUUAUUACCCACCAUUGGCACUUGGUGUGGUGGCUCACACCGACAUGUGUGCACUCACCAUUCUCGUACCAAAUGAAGUCCCAAGAUUACAAGUCUUCAAAGGUGACCACUGGUAA